Messenger RNA from Elaeis guineensis (African oil palm), 1794 nucleotides. NCBI's taxonomy places the organism in Eukaryota, Viridiplantae, Streptophyta, Magnoliopsida, Arecales, Arecaceae. The record is from RefSeq and is a predicted model, not a curated record.
AUGGUUCGCCAUGGAGAUUUGGGACAUCUAGAAGAAGGCCCACAUCUGACUCACACCUGCGACGCCACCGCUCGUGCCCUCCAUGGCCUCAAGGCCAAGAUCAACUUCCUCCUCUACCUAACUCCCCCUACCCUUCCUUUCUUCUCCUCCACCACUGUCGCCGACGUUGGAUUUUCUUUCCACCACCACCAUAAUCCUGGCUCCCCUCAGCUCUCGGUGUCACCCUUCAAGGCCGGCAAGCUCUGCAUACUAACGGCAAUGGGGGAGGAGGAGUUGGAUCUUAGACGAGAGACUGUGGUGGUGACAAUGAGGCAGUGGCCGGAGCUAGCGAUCUCAAGUUUGGUGUCGAAGAUGAGUCCGUCUACUCAUGGCGAUCUCCACUGCCUCCCUACAUUUUUCUUUCCUCUGUCUCCUACUUCCCUUUCGCAACGCGAGUGCCGGUUGGAUCGUCUUAACGCACUCCAGCCCACACGCCGUGUGGAAUCCGAAGCUGGCGUGACGGAAUACUUCGACGAGAAAGAUGAUCAGCUCCAGUGUGCCGGCGUGUCUGUACGCCGCCGGACGAUCGAGCCCAACGGCUUGCUUCUUCCCUCCUACUCCAGUUCUCCUCGCCUCGUCUAUAUCCUGCAAGGACGAGGCAUCGGUGCAUCAAUAAUGCCUGGCUGCCCCACCACAUUCCAAUCCGUCCGUCGAUCGCAGCAGGAGGGGGAGGAAGGCUCGCAACGCCAGAGGUUUAGAGACGACCACCAGAAGGUCCACCGCUUCCGGGCCGGCGAUGUCCUUGCAAUUCCUGCUGGAAUUGCUAACUGGUGUUACAACGACGGUGACACACCAGUCGUUACGCUGACCGUUUUCGACACCAGAAGCAACGCUAACCAACUCGAUCAGAACCAGAGGGAAUUCCAACUAGCUGGCAGUCAGCGGGAAAGCCAGCAAGAGAACACAGGGAAGAACGUCCUAAGAGGGUUCAGAGCUGAUUCAUUAGCGGCCGCUAUUGGUGUUGAUAGGGAGCUGGCAAGGAAGCUCCAACUCGAGGACGACCGAAGGGGAGAGAUUGUCCGCGUGGAAAGAAGCCUUCAGGUGCUGAGACCCCCAAGUGAGGAGGAGGAGCAGGAGAGGCAGGAGAGUGAUCCAAAUGGGCUCGAGGAGACCUACUGCUCAAUGAAGAUCAGAGAGAACAUUGAGAGGCCAUCGGCUGCCGAUGUCUACACUCCACGGGGUGGAAGAAUGACCACCCUGAACUGCCAUAAGCUCCCCAUCCUUAGAUUCAUCCAAAUGAGUGCUACAAGGGUAGUGCUCUACCGGAAAACCAUUCUUGCACCCCAUUGGAACAUCAACGCCCACAGCGUGACGUACUGUACGGGUGGACGGGGCCGGGUUCAGGUCGUCGACGACGAGGGCAAAGCGGUCUUCGAUGGUGAGCUUCGCCGUGGCCAGCUCUUGGUCAUCCCGCAAAACUUUGCAGUAAUAAAACAAGCGAGAGAGGAAGGUCUCGAGCUCAUCUCGAUCAAGACCAACAGUGCCGCCAUGGUCAGCACGGUCGUCGGUAAAGCAUCAGCUAUCAAAGGCAUGCCCGAGGACGUGCUCAUGCACUCGUAUAACAUCUCAAGGGAUGAAGCCAGGAGCGUGAAGUAUAGGAGGGGGGAUGAGAUGGCUUUGUUUACUCCUACUUCUGAGGCUUAAUGCAAUUGAUGAGUGCAUGGUAAUCCUCCAGGACGCUAUAGCCGGUUUUGCGACCUAAGUUACGUGAGGUUAAAUAACUAAAUAAAUAAAGCCUGGUGGACUCUUGGCAUU